CUUCCUGAAUGUUGCAUGGAUCAGAUUUACCAGCUGAAUGUGUAGCAAUGCCCUAGAUCACAUAUCCUCAUCUCUACCAAGAUGUUGUUUCCACCCUAUUGGGUACUUCUGGGUCUCUCUAUAACUGUGCCAGUCCAACAGGCAGCAGAAGGCAGCUUCCCACCACCCUGUGACAGCAAGAUCUACUGCACCGGGGAGCUCCUGAAGCAGGUUCAGCUGGCCAAGCUCUUCAACGAUUCCAAGCACUUUGUGGAUAUGCCGCUGCGGGAGAGCCCAGAGGUUGUCCUAGAACACUUUAAGCAGCUGGUGAACUCAAUGCCCGGUGGGGCCUUGUCUAAGCAGCAGAUGGUGAAGUUUGUGGGGUCCCACUUCUCUCCGCCUGGGAAUGAGCUGGAGCCCUGGGAGCCCCCAGACUGGACAAGCAGUCCACAGCUCCUCAACAGGAUUUCAGAUCCAAAGCUGCGGUCUUGGGCCCUGAAACUGAAUGUGAUUUGGAAACAGCUGGGAAGGAAGGUUUCGGCAGGGGUAAAAAUUAGCCCCCAACUUUACUCCCUGAUGUAUGUGCCAAACCCACUGAUAGUGCCGGGAGGUCGAUUCAUUGAGUACUAUUACUGGGAUUCCUUCUGGGUGAUCGAGGGUUUGCUGCUGUCUGAUAUGGUGGCCACAGCCAAGGGCAUGAUUCAGAACUUCCUUUACCUCGUGCACAAAUUCGGGCACAUCCCCAACGGAGGUCGCAUCUAUUAUGAGCGCCGGAGCCAGCCGCCCUUCCUCACCCUUAUGAUGGAGAGUUACUUGAAGCAUACCAAUGACACGGACUUUCUGAGAGACAGCAUCCAUCUUCUAGAGGCCGAGUACCGGUUUUGGCAGGAGCAGCGAGCUGUCAAUGUCUCUGUUGCAGGCAAACAGUACCUCUUGAAUCGCUACAAUGUCCAGAUAGGGGAGCCCAGACCUGAAUCCUACAGUGAGGAUGUGGAACUGGCAGCAGGAUUAGAUGAAGAAGCCCAGCAGAAUCUUUGGGCAGAGCUGAAGGGCGCAGCCGAGUCUGGCUGGGAUUUCUCGUCACGCUGGUUCCUACCAGGGCCGCCUCCUCUGCCGGCCACACGGCAAGAUACCCAAACCAGCACAGUGGUGCCUGUGGAUUUGAAUGCCAUCCUUUGCAGAGUUGAGCAGCUACUAGCCUCCUUCAACAAGGCUUUGGGGAACGGGGAGAAAGCCAGCUGGUUCCAGGCGGCCCAUGAAUACCGAGCAGCCGCAGUCCGGGCUGUCCUGUGGAAUGAUAAUGCUGGGAUCUGGUUGGACUACAACCUCGUGCGCCAGAGGCACAACCAGGCCUUUUACCCAUCCAACCUCACUCCUCUGUGGGCAGAGUGUAGCAUGGAGGCAGAUGUUGCCAAAAGGGCCCUUCACUACCUGAAGGAGACCCAUGCGCUGUCCUAUACCAAUGGGAUACCCACAUCACUGGCUCAUACGGGGGAACAGUGGGACCUUCCAAAUGCUUGGGCCCCCCUCCAGUACAUGGUGAUUGCAGGUCUGGCCAAGUCCUCCUCUCCCCAGGCACAUGACCUGGCUUUUACCUUGGCACAGAACUGGGUGAGAACAAACCUGGCUGUUUACGAGAAAUACCACGCCAUGUUUGAAAAGUAUGAUGUAGAAGGAGAUGGGAAACCAGGCUCUGGUGGCGAGUAUGAAGUACAGGUGGGUUUUGGGUGGACCAACGGGGUGAUCCUUCAGCUUCUGGAUUUCUAUGGCGACCGCCUCAACGUAACAGGUUCUGAGGCCUGAACUGAGGCUUUCAUCCAGUGGUUUAUUGUGUAGCGGCUGUUUUUGGUUUGGAGGUGAUGGUGAGGAGCUAUCUUGACAUCCCUUUCCCCAGAACCCUCUCCAGGAAAAUAAAGCAGAUGUCUCUGGGUUCAUCUUAUGGGUCAAGACAGUCCUGAACUUAUGUGAAAGCAGGGACAUCAAAUAAAGCAUGGCUGCGUCCUUCUU
This is a messenger RNA of Eublepharis macularius, 1986 nucleotides long. Its product is annotated as trehalase-like. Lineage: Eukaryota; Metazoa; Chordata; Lepidosauria; Squamata; Eublepharidae. Gene Ontology annotation, biological process: trehalose catabolic process. The record is from RefSeq and is a predicted model, not a curated record. The transcript is spliced from 15 exons. The coding region runs from base 82 to 1782 and encodes 566 amino acids. Gene Ontology annotation, molecular function: alpha,alpha-trehalase activity.